Bufo gargarizans (Asiatic toad) is the source of this 2640-nucleotide messenger RNA. It is a transcript of the gene FADS6, whose product is annotated as fatty acid desaturase 6. The coding region runs from base 298 to 1479 and encodes 393 amino acids. NCBI's taxonomy places the organism in Eukaryota, Metazoa, Chordata, Amphibia, Anura, Bufonidae. The record is from RefSeq and is a predicted model, not a curated record. Gene Ontology annotation, biological process: lipid metabolic process. Gene Ontology annotation, molecular function: oxidoreductase activity, acting on paired donors, with oxidation of a pair of donors resulting in the reduction of molecular oxygen to two molecules of water. Gene Ontology annotation, cellular component: membrane. The transcript has 8 exons.
CUGACAGCCUGGAGAAGAGGUUUGGUCAUCAAUAUCAGAUCGGCAGGGGUCUGACUUGCGACACUGUUUGAAGAGGCCGCAACAUUCCAGUUUCAAGGCCAGUGACAUCACGUUCAUUGGUCCCAGAAUCUACGCGCAGCUCAGUCACAAAAGGUGGGAAAUAUUGGAGUCCAUUUGAGAGGCCAAGAACUUACCCUUUACAACACGCACUUAGCCAACUUAGAUGCGGUGACCCAUAUACUGGGAAUCGCUUGUCACGGUCUGGUUCUUUGUUGUUUUUGCCUUAAAAGUAAUAAAAUGGAAGAAGAGGUGGAGGAGUUUAGACCUGGCCAAGCCAAUGGUCGGUGUCUUCAAGAAUCCAGUGGGGAAGAUUCAGAAAUACUUCAAUCCUCACUGAUUCAUAGGACAACAGGGGACAAACAGCCCUCACCGGACUGCGGCACAUACUCAGUGAAGGAACCAUUGGCAAAAUCAGAAAAUACAAUCAAAGAAAAUGGUGCCAGCAUGCGGGAGCUCUCUCAGAUGGUGCAGGAGGUGUGGAAAAACAGCAGCUGGUGGGAGAGAUAUGGAAUAGACUGGAGUAUCUUUGGACUGGCAUUCUGCAUGUUACCGAUUGGUUUCCUGUGUCUCAGAUGCCAAAGCCUUUUCGUGUGUGGACUUGGCCUCUUUUUCCUUGGACUGGUUCAUGUUGUCUUCACGGUCAAAGGAGGUCACAUGUCUAGUCACCGCACACUGUGCCAAUCCCGAACCUGGAGCAAGUUUUGGGCCACAUUCUUCAUGGAGGUGUGCUCCUGCAUACCAGUUCCAUGUGGAGAAGAAGGGCAUGUCAAAUUACAUCAUGGAUACACUAACAUUAUUGGUCUAGGGGACUCCAGCAUCUGGAAGAUUCCAUACCUUAGCUGUGGCAUCUACAUGUUUGUGGCACCCCUGGCGCUGCCUAUCAUCACUGUACUUGUUGGAGUUAAAUAUAUAACUCAGAUGCCAUUAGUCCCAGCAAUGCGCAGUCUUUUAUGCAUGGCUUUUGGUUUGUGGAGUCACUUUCAAUUGCUUGUACACGCCUCAGGCUUGAGUUAUUCGUCAGCCCUUGGGUGCAUGUUCCUCUCCAGAGCUCUGUUAGCCAUACCAUUUAUACAUGUCAAUAUAUUUCAGCACAUUGGCCUCCCAAUGUUUUCCCCAUCAAACCGCCCACAUCGCCUCCAACUCAUGACUAACGCAGUGCUAAAUCUGCCCCGAAACCCAAUCCUUGACUGGGCAUUUGGACACUCCAUCAUCAAUUGUCACGUGGAACAUCAUCUUUUCCCGCAUCUGUCAGACAAUAUGUGUCUUAAGGUAAAGCCUUUGGUAUCCAAAUAUGUGUGUGAUCACAAUAUGCCCUACCACGAGGACACAUAUAUGUCACGUCUCCACCUGUUUCUGAGCAAUUAUAAUGAGCUGAUGGUCCAGGCUCCUCCUAUUGCACAUCUGGUGGAAUUUCACUGAGGUCCAUUGAGCUCCUACAAUACCCUCUAUACACGGCACUCUACAUUUCCAGGUUCUGCUCAUAUCCUCAUAUACUGUCCGUACCAGAAACGUCCAUGAGGAGUUGUUCUAUAAUUUAUAUACAUAUUUUCCUUGUGAGGUACAGGGCUGGUUCUAGCUUUGUUAGAGAGAACUUGUCAUGUACUAUAUGAUGUCUGAUUUUUAAUUUUUUUACAUUAAUCAUGGCAUAACCCCUUUAAAUAAAAUGGCAGCAGGUUUGGUGGUUGUCAGAUCCAGCAGAUCUGGGACGCACACAUUUACUAAGUAAAAUGCAUCAGAAUUUUUGCACAUGUUCCUCCAAAAUACUGGUUCACAUGCCAGUGCCAGGUUUGUUACAAAAUGUAUAUUUCUUGAAAUGAGGUGCAGCUUGGAGCACAUAUGCAAAAUCUGUACCAGGGGCCUCUGAACUGUACUACACUGAUAAUAAUAGCGCCAUCCAUUGACAUGGUAAGGAGUCUUAAAUGAGCUUUGACUACAGAUCAGAGACUAUAUUGUGUAGUAUGCAGGUUUCUCCACUAGGUGGUGCUAGAACAAAGAAUAAACAUCUAGCGGAAUAUGUCUACUAGCGAUGGACUAGAGCUGGUCUAGAAGGUUAUUUACUUUGUUUUUGUAGGGGGAGUGGUGAGUGACAACCAGUAUGGCCUCCAUUACAGCUCCCGCCAGAGUUGUCUGUAGGUUUUCCUAUUUUUCUAAGUAAAAUUUGUUCUAUGAUACAUUCACCUCUCAAGUAUUGAGUGUCUGGGAAUGCAAAAUGACAAGUUCUGUGGGAACAAUGACAGUGGACGUAUCGGAUGUUUUCCAGAAAGAUACUGUAGAUACUGAUAACCGCAGAACAACUGAAUAUAAAAGAAUAGAACGUAACAAAGAAAAUGGGACAUCCCCAUGGAAAAUAUUUCAAGGUACUAAACUGCCCACCUGUAUACAGUCUGGAGGCAGCCAUACAUGGCAGACAGAUAUCUUACAGUCUUCUCUAAUCUCAGACUUUAGCUUCUUUCCCUGAGAAAAUGUCAAGUUAUCGUAAAGAAAUUUUUUAACGUGAGAUCUGAAUCCUUUGCUUCAUUCUGGAGAAUAAGUACUGCAAAUGAAGAGUUAAGUGCACUAAGGGCAGGUCCAAGUCACCCA